Messenger RNA from Closterium sp. NIES-67, 3313 nucleotides. The record is from the annotation of a GenBank genome assembly. NCBI's taxonomy places the organism in Eukaryota, Viridiplantae, Streptophyta, Zygnematophyceae, Desmidiales, Closteriaceae.
CGCAGUCACUGUGAGUGCUGGAGGGCGCGGCUCGUCAGUCGCAACAAUAGCUGCGCUCGCCGCCGCAGCGACAGCUGUCGGUCUCUCAUGGGUCGGCCUGAGAGGGCUCCGUCAAUGGGCCAGGCGCGCACACAGAUGUGCGCCGGCCGCCGCCGGGUGGCGGAGCUUGUCGUGGAGCAGCGUAUUUACCGGCGGGAAACGCGGGGAAUCAGAGAGGGAGAGAGCGCGCGUGGAGCAUCUGGUUCCGCUGGUGGAACGGUCGUCGAGCUCGGGCAAAGUGAAACGGAUCGAGCGAUUCGGGGAAUACGUUGUGCGCCAGCUGGGCCUGCCGACGGACUUAGCAGCGGUGUCGCUACUAGCGCAGGCGGCCGACGACUACGUGCGGGGCGAUAAGAGCAGAUCCGAUAAGAGCCGCGAGAACCUGCUGGCGCUCGUCGCGCAGGCGGGGCGGGGGCGCGCGGACGGGGGGCAGGGGGGCAUGGCCGGGGAGGGGCUGGGCGCGGGGGAGGGGGAAGGGGUGAGCGCGGAAGCAUUGAACGAGGAGGAGGUGGAGCGGGUGGGGGCGGAGCUGAUCGCGGAGCUGGACACGUGCAUGCUGUCGUACUUCGGGUUUCAUUGGGAAAGCUCCGCGCUCAUGAUCGAACAGGUGUUUCGAGGGCCGACCAGCAAGCUGCACUUGAGGGAUGCUGUGAACGCUGUCAUCCGCCAGCGGCGCUUCAACGAGGCCAUCACGUGUCUGCGCCCGCAGCAGAAGUUCUCGCAGCUGCUGGAGGAGAUGAAGGUCCUCGGCUGCGGACCCGGCCAUCCGGGAGCGAAUUCUUGGGGAGCGGGCCAGGGAGGAGCGAGUGAGGGGGGGCUCGGUCAGGGUGGAUCCAGUCAGGGGGGAUCCAGUCAGGGGGGACCUGGUCAGGGGGGGCCCGGUGAGGGGGGCAGCCGAUCAGAGGGCAUUACUGGGGCGGAGGGCAGUGGAGCAGUGGGGAAUGAAGGCGUGGGUAGCAGCCAUGAGGGUGCUGCUCCCAGCACCGACUCCCCCCCUCACUCCCUCUUCCACUUCCCCACUUCCUCUCCCUCUCACUCCCCUUCUCAACCACGGUCACCCUCUCACUCGCCCUCUCACGCCCGCUCCCCCUCCCACCCACGUGCUGCUUCAAGCGUGGAGGUCCCCAGGGAGGGCGAGGUGAUGGUGCCGGCUGCGCCGUCCGUGCGAUCGCCCGUGCUGCUGCUGAUUGGCGGGGGCAUGGGCGCUGGCAAGUCAACGGUCGUUAAAGAGAUCAUGAAGCGCACCUUCUGGGCGCGCAUGGCGCCCCACGCAGUGGUGGUGGAAGCCGACGCCUUCAAGGAAAAGGACGCCAUUUUCCGCGCUCUCUCCGCUGACCGGCUGAGCGACGCCGCCCGGAUCUCCCAGCUCGUCCACGAGGAGUCGACCCGGGCGGCGCAGUCAACGCUGGUAACCGCGCUGAACGAGGGGCGGGACGUGAUAUUCGACGGGACCAUGUCAUGGGCGCCGUUCGUGCAGCAGACGAUUGGCAUGGCGCGACGGGUGCAUGAGAGGCGCUUUAGGAUGGGGCCUGGGUACCAGGUGAAGGAGGAUGGGAGUGUGGUGGAGCGGUAUUGGGAAGAGGUGGAGGAGGAGGAGGACGAGGAGGAGGAGGAGGACGAGGAGGUGGGGAGGAGGGAAAGUGGGGAGGAGGGGGGCAGUGAGAGGGGGAAGGGGGAGGGGAAGGGGGAUGAAGUGGGGGAGGGGAGGGGGGAGAAGCAGCAGGAAGGGGAGAGCCAGCACUGCAGGCCCAAGAGACACAGCAGCCCUAGACGAGUGUUGGGAGGAGGGAAGGCGGGGAGAGGCGUGGGUGGGGUGGGCAGCAGUGGCAGCAGUAGCAAGGGGAAGGGAGGAAGUGGGGGAGGGGACCGAGUGGGAGCGUGGCAGAGGGAGAGGCAGGAGCACCAGCUGCCGUACCGCAUCGAGCUGGUGGGGGUGAUGUGCGAUGCUCACCUUGCCGUGGUUCGGGGCAUGAGGCGUGCCAUUCUGACCAGGAGAGGAGUGCCGGUGCAUGAGCAGCUGCGGUCGCACAAGCUGUUUGCAUCUAAUGUGGAGGCCUACUGCGACCUCGUGGACGUGGCAACGCUCUACUCCACCAACCACGUGGGCGGCCCGCCGCAGCUCAUAGGGUACAAGGAGGGCACCUCGCCUCCACGGAGCGCAGCAGCCACUCCACCCACCAGUCCCACCAGCAGAAGUUCACCACGCACAAGCCUCACACCACCUGCAUCCACGCCCCCCAGCACCGGUGCCAUCUGCAGCGGCGGCGUGUGCAGCCAUCUGCUGGUGGACUCCGGGGCGUUUCACCUGGUCAACGACCUGAAGCGAGUCAACCCCCGCGCCUCUAGCGUCCUAGAGCUAUACCAGAAGGCAGCUGGGGAGGGGGAAGAGGAGGGGGGUGGGGAGGGUGUUAGGAAGGAUGACAAGAAAAGGGAGGGUGGAAUGGGCAGAAGAAAUAAGUGGUGGCUGUUUGACUGGUGGCAGUUGCUGUCGCUCUGGGCAGGGCGGGCAGCACGGGCAGGCGAGGAAAGAUUUGGUCCGGGCAGCACGUGGAGGGAGGUGGUGCUGGCUGAGGAUCGGGCGGCGCGACAGGCGCGACUGAGGGAGGCGUUUACUGAGCUGCAGGCGUGCCUGUGGCCCGCGGCGCGCAGCAACCACAGCAUCACGUCUUCCACCAGCUUCACCACACUCCACUCCCUUGCACGAACCCCCAACCCUUCCCCCAACCCCGCUCCUCCUCCUUCCCCUUCCUCCUCCGCUUCCCUGUCCCACCAUACCGACUCAGCAAAGCAUGCCCAGUCUACACACACUGUUUCGGUUGAUACCACAGAGGCCAGGGAUGAAGGUGAAUGGGGGAGGGGAGUGACAUGGGAAAUGAAACAAGGAGGCCACGGAUGAAGGUGCAAACCAGCGUGCGUACAAUUCCUCCCUUACCGUAGGAUCACCACCCGAGUCUCAGCCGGAGCUCCGGGCUUCGGUGCCGGCAGGUUCGUUGACUGGCUCGGCAGUCCGAGCCUCUGACAAGCGUGCUUCCUUCAACUGAUACCCGCAGGAUUGACUGGUUCAGGGACCGACUAGGCAGUCCUGUGAUGGUGUGUAGUAGGUGCAGCUCCGUGCGAAUGAAUCAGUGUUCUGUAGCCUUUGCCUUGGGCUAUCACAACAUGCCUCACGCUUCAGGCAUCUCAUAUGUGUAGUAGGUAUAGGGUGGUACUUCUUUGAUGUCCUAGUGGAUUUCCUCGGCUCGGCAGUUGUGCCCCGUCGCUACAAACCAGUAGC